AUGGUUAGGGCACCAGUGGACCGCAGUGAUGGGCAGAUUUCAAGAGCUGAUAUUAAGGAUAGAGCUGUGCUGAAGCCUGGACGAGAGUUAUAUGAGAUGGAGCAGCUGCGUAAGAUAAAUCCCCCAGAGUUUUCUGGAGAGGGGGAGGGUUUGGAAGCUGGGGAGUGGUUGUGUCAGAUGAGCAGACGAUUGGAGACUUUGCGGUUCGUGCCACGAUCUUUCCAAGUGGAUAAGGCCAAACAGUAUCUUGAUUUGGUGCAGACACCUGAGAUGACAGUGUCACAGUAUACCAAGAAGUAUGAGGAGUUCUAUAAAUAUGGGAAGAAGUAUGCUCCAGAUGAUGAAAGCAAAACUGAGAAAUAUCGAGAUGGUCUACUUCUGAGCAUUGGCAGGAUGGUGAUUGCUUCUAGGGUGAGGACUUAUGAUGAGACGGUGGAUAUGGCGCUAGAGUUAGAGCGAGGAGAGCGCAGCUCCCGCCAGUAUUGGGACGUGCAGAAAGGUCAUAAAGCUUCAACAAUUAGUGGUAGUAGAGGAGGUAGUCUGAAGAAACCGAAGACUGAGUUUCAGGGCUUGAGGGGCCAGAAGAUUGAUCAAGGCAAAUGUUCGGGGCCAAGAGAUGGCAAGAUAGUGUGUUUCAAGUGUGGUUGGGAGGGCCAUAAGAAGAAUCAGUGCACCAUUAUGGGAGUAAAGUGUUAUGGGUGUGGUAUGGUUGGUCAUAGGAAGCAUGAGUAUCCACGAGGUGGCAGAGCUCCAGAGCAGUCACAGGCAUGGGUCUACCACCACCAGUUCCUACUCCAGCUCUUCUUUUUACUAUUCCGUCAUGAGGAAAGGGGCGAGGUGGGGCUAAACAGCAGACAACAUUGA
This is a messenger RNA of Tripterygium wilfordii, 864 nucleotides long. RefSeq lists its product as uncharacterized. NCBI's taxonomy places the organism in Eukaryota, Viridiplantae, Streptophyta, Magnoliopsida, Celastrales, Celastraceae. The coding region runs from base 1 to 864 and encodes 287 amino acids. The record is from RefSeq and is a predicted model, not a curated record. Gene Ontology annotation, molecular function: zinc ion binding; nucleic acid binding. The transcript has 2 exons.